This is a messenger RNA of Dreissena polymorpha, 5355 nucleotides long. RefSeq lists its product as uncharacterized. Gene Ontology annotation, molecular function: protein binding. The coding region runs from base 759 to 3407 and encodes 882 amino acids. NCBI's taxonomy places the organism in Eukaryota, Metazoa, Mollusca, Bivalvia, Myida, Dreissenidae. The record is from RefSeq and is a predicted model, not a curated record. The transcript has 15 exons.
AGAAAAUUACAUAAUAUAUUACACAGUCUAUUAAUGGGUAUGCAGUUUAAGCCGAUAAUAUUAAUAUCUUGUCGAUGUUUGGAAAUAGUUAUGUUGUGAUUUCACUAUUUAACUACAGAAUGUUAUUUAAGCAUAAACAAUGAUAUAAAAAAGACGUACGUAAUACGUACAAAACUGUUAAAUACUCUUCAUAUGUAGGCCUGUUGGGCCUUUUUUGUACAAAUUACAAUGUUAAUAAAUAUUGGUACACAUUUGAAAUGGAUACCAUAAGUAACAAGGAAGAUAUAUGGCAUGUUUGGGAUAACAAUUGUUGGUGGUACCAACAGAUGGACAGUUUAACAAUUAUAAUUUUAAUAAUAUGUUCGUGCUUUGUUUUAUUCGAAAAGUGAAUCGUAAUGUAAAUAUGCCAAACUGUGUCUUGGCAUUAUAACCGGUUCCAUAUAUCUCAAAGUGUACAAGGCUAAUUGAGUCUGAUGUUAGGGCAGCUCUAAGUAAAUGUGUUAAAUAUCGGCAAAUGAACACAUUCGUAUCAUCUUUCAAAUCAGGAGCGCGGUUACAAAUUGCUGAAGGCAAUCUCAGCGGAGCGCGAUCGGGAGGUACAAGGACUUCUCACAGAUGGUAACAUCGACUUCAAGGUUGACCAUCGAGGUGACAGCGCCAUUCAUCUGGCUUCAUGGAAGGGGAGACUUGAUUACAUCAAAUUUCUUCACAAUGCUGGCGUAGACUUUGAACAGAAAAAUGUGCACGGAAACACGGCGAUGCACUUCGCAGCAAAGGGUGGCUACCUGGACAUAGUGGACUUCUUGAGAACCCAUAAGGCCGAUAUGAACCCCCUCAAUGAUCUGGACGGGGAAGCUCCGUUACACAAGGCAGUACGAGAGCAAACGAUGGAUGUCAUAGAGGCUCUCGUAGAUUUUGGAAUGGAUCCAAAUAUUACAAACAAGAAAACCGGAAAUACUCCGCUGCACGUGGCGCUAGAAUCAGGCGCACAGGAAGCGAUGGAGGGGCUUCUUAUUAAAGGCGCCAAAUCAGGAAUAAAGAACAAUGAUGGACAACUGCCGGUCGAUUUAGCGAAGACCAACAUAAUCCGAAGCACACUACAGAUGUACGAGUCGCUUUUAAUAUCCAUGAACGCAGGAAAUAUUCGAGCCAUAGGCACGAAAUUAACGCGGGUGGAAAUGGAAAAACCCAAUCUACUCGUCAGAGUCGGUGUUAUUGUUGCCCAUCUUGACAUACCCGAAGGGUUUCACACCGGUAUAUAUUGCCGUCGAGAGAAAGUCGAACACGCGACCGUUGAAAUCCCUCAUUUGGAAGAAGAAUUCACGUUUGAAGACGUGUAUCAUAUCCGUGUAUUUGACGUUAACCAGGACUGCAAAGCUUUGUUAUAUCUACCUGUGUACCAGGCGCCUUCAGAGAAAGAGGAGAUGGUUGUCCGGUUUCUGGGUGGCAAAUAUGACGACUUUGUGGCAGAUGAAUAUGCAACGACCGGAAAGAACGUCUACCUUCCACUGGAAGUCACAUUGGUGCCGGACACAACGUGUAUCUGUAUGAUAAAUAUCCGUCAGAGGGUCGAGGAGAAAAUCGUGGGGGAACAAGAAGCAACGAUAACGUCGGACAUGGACCCGGGCUUUGCUAUGGACAUCCAGUCAGGGUCAUUUGAGACAGGGACCGUAUUGAGUCUGCAGAUUAUUGAAACGAAUCCAAUUGAUGAUGUGGCAGAGGCAUUCGAUGCAUCAGAAUCUGAAGAGGAUGUAGAGCGUAAAUAUUUAGAAACGGCUACCAGAAGUAAGGCCACAGAAAGUCAAACAACGAAAUACUCGUCUGAUCUUCUUACAAACUUGUACCAGAUCAAUUUAUCAGGAAACCAGCCUAAGAAGAAUGUAACCCUUACACUACCACUUGGAAAAGGGGUGACGGUCAACGACAAUAUUGUAAUAAUCCAUGCUAACGAGAUGGAGUUAAAUGAGGAAAACGCCUUGGAAAUAUUGCCUGUUCAUCCACAAGUUGCGAACGGGAAAAUCGUCUUUGAAGUUUCGCAAUUCUGCGUGUUCACUUCAACAUGGCUUGAAAAAGUUGAUUCUGUAAUAAAACUUAGAGAAGUUCAACAAAGUAUGGUUGACGCGAUCAAGAAAAGAAGACCAGUUUCGUUUUAUGCAUUAGUUCAACAGGAUGCAGAGGAUGUAACGGGGUUACGACAUAAGGUGGUUAUCGAGUGUCAUCUCACACACAAAAGUCAACGCCAGCGGGAGAAAUGGGUAAAGAGGGGAUACGCGGAGCAGUAUCCACCGGAGACUUGGGCGAUCAUGGCGGCACCUGGCGACAGCUUCGUCGCGGACAUUCAGGGAAAUGUUCGUUUAGAAGAUAAUGCCUCUUCAUUGACAAGGAAAAUUCAGUUCCUGAAAAGUCGUCCGUGUCAGCAAUCGUUUUACGUUCGUCUUCAGAACAACAUCUACGACCAAGAUGAUGCGUUUGGAUACGUAAUAAUUUACAAAUCUCAAAAGGAUAAUACCCUAACCAACGAGAUUGCUAGACUAAGAAUUCAGGUUAGACCUCCGAUAAAGGCCAAAGAUUUACCGUCUUCUUCGAAACCUUUUGAAGCAUCGGAGAUCAAUAAAAUGAAAAACGAAUCUAAGGAGCAUGCUCAGCCAAAGGAUCUCAAGAUGAAGUCCCCUAGAUGGUCAGGUCAUACUCUAAAUGAGCGAAGUUCUUCUUCGGCACCCUCUGUAACAUCAGUUAUCAAGAGAAAUCAAGUGGAAUCUAAGAGGCAUGCACCGUCACAGGAUAUGAAGAUACUGUCAAAUAAAGGGUCAAUGCAUACCCUUAAUGAGCGGAGAAGAUCUACUACAGAUUUCUUUCCGUCUUCUCCGGUACCUUCUGCGACAUCAGAGAUCAAGAAGAAUAAAAUGGAAUCUAAGAGGCCUUCACAGUCACAGGAUCUUAAGAUGCUGCCCUAUAGAGGGUCAAUGCAUACCCGAAAUGAGCGAAGUAGAUCUACUACAGAUUUCUUUCCGUGUUCUCCGGUACCGUCUGUGACAUCAGAGAUAACGAAAAAUAAAAUGGAAUCUAAGAGGCCUGCACCGUCACAGGAUCUUAAGAUGCUGUCCUAUAGCGGGUCAAUGCUUACCCUUAAUGAGCGAAGUGCAUCCGUGACAGAUUGUGUUGCGUCAUCUCCGGUACCGUUUAUUACAUCAGAUAUGACGAAAAUGAAAACAGAAUCUAUUAAGAAUGCACAGUCACAGGAUCUCAAGAUGAAGUCCCCAAGAGGGUCAGUUCAUUCCCUAGAUGGACGAAGUCAAUCUAUGACAGAUUUCUUUGCACGCCGAGAUUCCUUGCACAGGCCUCCUUCACAAGUGUCCACAAAUCACUGGAGGACGAAAAGAAAAAUCGGCAUAAAAAAUAAAAAUUAGUUUGACAUUCUGAAGGAUACAAAAUCAAUAAAACAUGGAAUUUAACGCGAUUUUUAGUUAAGCAUUGUCGAUGAAUGUCCAGUUAAACUGGUAAAAACGUUUAACCACAAGAGUUUCGCAUACAGACAUAAUUGGAUUCUGCAUAUCGUUUUAACACAUACAACAUAUAUUUGGUGGAUUCAAAUGAAAGAACACAAUCUAAUGAAUGAACAAUCUGAACAGAUCAACACAUCUCCAUUGGUUCUGGUAAUAAACAGUUAACAUUAAUGUAGUAAUAAGACAACUUUGAAGCUGUAUUUAUAUGCAUGUAUAUUUAAUGCUUUCUUUUUCUUUGUUUUUCUACUGGGCUGCAAUAAAACACGGCAAAAUUAUGUCAUCGGCUAUUGGAAGGUAUUUCAGCUGAAUUAAUAAUCAACAAACAUAAUGACAUGUUGUGAAUCAAAUAUUGUAUAAUUGUGCUUAUAGUCAUUUUUUAUUCAAUUAAUACUUGAAAAAGAAUAAAAAUAAAAAUGUCAUUAACAGACUAAAUACGAUCAAAGGUUACCAAUAUUUCUCAUGUGGAAUGCAUAAUAAAUGUUUAAAACGAUCACAUCGUAUAUGACUAAACCGAUUAUAUCUCGAAAAGCAAAUUUAUAAAAUAUAGUAUGUAUGUAAAACAUAUCUAUGUGUCCAGAGUUCGUCAAUAUAAAAUACAUUAACUAUUGAAUACAUUAAUGCCAUGUUACUUCGUUUUAUGUUCAUAUCGGUUUGCAUACACUAACAUUCUUAGAGCGAGUAUAUAACAUGCAUCAUAUUACUUUUUGAAAUUAAUAACUAACAUGUGCAAGCCAAAAACGAAAAGUUGACUUGUAUGUUUUUUUAGCCGCAAUUGUAUAUUUCUUAUCGUAUGUACGAAUCUGCAGAGAUUUAUGUGUGUACUUUUCUUGUGUAUAUAAAUUAUGUUUCUGCUGUACAGAAAAAAUAUUUAACUUUCAAUAAACUGUACUUUCUUUUUUCUUCUUAUACUUCCUAUUUUGAACUGUUUAGUUUCAUUUGUUUCAUUCAUCAGCGCGUUAUUGUUUUGAAAAAAAGUUAUACGAAUGUAUAUACUCGCUUUAAAAGUAAUAUAACAUAUCGAAAAUACUUACUCAUUGAAAUGGUUCUAAUGCGAAAAUAAAUAGCUUCUUUAGUUGGGCAAGUUGCUAUACAUUUUGGGAUCAAUUUUUACAAUACAUAUUUUUAAUAAAAAUGAACAAAAUCAAUAUUUACUAUUACAUACGAAACAUUUGUACAUUACACAGACAUUUCAAAGUUUCCGAUACGUAUAAUUUAAUUUGUAUUACACUCUUAAUUACCGGUAGGACUAAAGGAAAUAUCAAAAGCAAAAUGGCAGUAAAGCAUACUCGUUCUACGUUCCCAUCUCUCUGGACUUGUCAACACAGGAAUGUGUUUGUAUGUAACUUGAAGAUAAUUGUUAACAAUUGUAUGUGUGACAAAAUGAAAAGUUGCAAAUUUGCCAAAUUACUCACUCAUUUCAUAAACUGAACUGCAAUUGUAGAGAUCUUAGUUGGCUACAGUAAUAGCUGAUUGAAUAUAUUCAAUGUGUGGUAAAUAUAGUUUCAUACUUUUUCUCAUUUCUAAAAUGUUUCGAUAUUUACCAAUUCGGAAAAAAUCAGUUCACCAUAACAGAAAAUGUAAACACUUUCAUACAAAAUAAACUGUCUAAAACUCAUGCAUGUCUUUUGUCACAAAAUAAACUAGUAUUUACUCAAACAAUCUAUAUGCAUUAUAAUUAUUUAAAAUUUUCCGUUGUUAAUAAUACUUUGCUGAUGAUAAUUUUUAUUUUUGAUAAUUACACAGUGGUACUGCUUAUAAUGGUGAUUAUAAGAAUGAAGUGAAUGUUAAAUUAUUUAUUUUUAUUAUAAUUAUUUUUCAAUCAUUUAUAUUUGUUUUAUGAAGUAUAUGAAAA